This is a messenger RNA of Cajanus cajan (pigeon pea), 1113 nucleotides long. RefSeq names its product protein E6. The record is from RefSeq and is a predicted model, not a curated record. NCBI's taxonomy places the organism in Eukaryota, Viridiplantae, Streptophyta, Magnoliopsida, Fabales, Fabaceae.
AAGGCAAAGACAGGUUCUCAUCAGUAUAGAUCAUUUAUCCAUCUUAUGGCUCCCUUAUCAAACUACAUUUCUUUCCUUUUCCUCACUACCCUUGUGUUGCCUCUUCAUAUCACUGCAAGAGACAGCCAGUUCUUUAGCAAGGUCACCCAUUUCAACAACAACAACAAUGUCAAAGAGACUGAACUUCCCAACAAAGAAGCACCAGAAAUAAACAAGCCUGAACCACAACCAGCUUUCAUUCCUGAGACUGAAAACAGCUAUGGCCUAUAUGGUCAUGAUGAGUCCAAUGAACUUCCUUCCAACACCCCCACUCCCACUUCUUACCACCCCUACAAGGCUCAGUUUGAGGACCCCACCAAAUACCCCAACCCCAAAAACAAGUACUACAACAAUGAUGCCUACAACAACAAGUUUUACAACAAGGAUGCUUAUGGGGGUAACCAAUAUGAGUUAAGUGACACCAAGUAUACUCAAGAAGGAUACAACAACAACAACAACAAGUACUACAACAAUGAUGCUGCCAAUGAUAAAUACUACUACAACAACAACAGGUAUUUUCACAACAACAAUGUUGCUGAUAACAGGUAUAAUGGUGAGAAGCAAGGGAUGAGUGACACCAGGUUUUUGGAGGGUGGAAAGUAUUUUUAUGACCUUAACGCGGAGAAAGAGACGUACAAUCCAACAUACUAUGGUGAGUCAUCCAGAGGAGUGAACACUGAAAACUGGCACAACAACAGAGGUAACUACAAUGGAUACCAGAACCAGGAGGAGUUUGAAGAUGAACAAGAGAACUUCGAGCCAUGAGCUUGGAUCAUUGGCAAAGUGAAGAAUUCACUAUACUUUUGAGUAUCCGCUGUGGCUGUUCCAUGUUUUUAUUUCAAGAAAACACAAAGUUAAAGGAUGAUAUGUUAAUUAUGGCGGGCUUUUAUUUUCAUAUUUUUAUACUUAGUAGUACUUCUAUUAAGUCUUGUCUCCGGAAUUGCAUUCUCUGUGUCUUGAUCUGGAAAUUCCGCAUGAAGUACGAGAGAAUGAGUAACUCUGCUUACAACCUAUUAAUAAGUUGUAUAAUGUGAAGUAUAAGCAUGUAUGUUACCUUGCUCGAUUUUUCUUUUA